This is a messenger RNA of Paramecium sonneborni, 186 nucleotides long. Lineage: Eukaryota; Ciliophora; Oligohymenophorea; Peniculida; Parameciidae. The record is from the annotation of a GenBank genome assembly.
AUGGCAAUAGGAAAAGAAUUAGUAAUAAUGAAAUCAAACUAAAAAAGAAAAGGUUUCCUUUGUAAUCGCUUUAUUUGGAUUCUAAAUUCAACCUUUAUAGAAGGUAGAUAACUUUAGACAUAAAAUAUUCUCUAAGUCAUGAUUAACUUGAUUAAAAGUUAUAUAUAGAUAUUAUCAAGGAGAUGA